UCCUCACACCCUCACUCCCCACACUCACACACCACACCACACCACACCACAGCGAGAGCAAGGCUCCCCAAGCAACCACCACUCCACAGCCAACCGCGAGAACAAGUCGCAGCCGAGAACUCGUCUCCACGUCUCCCAGCGAAGCCAAGCUUGCCGUGCCAUGUCUUCCAUGGAGCUGCUCCACGCCGUCAUCCCGGAGAAGCAGAGCGAGGAGCUGAUGGCGCCCGCGGCGGCGACGACGACCACGACCACGAGCAGCAGCGCCACCGCCAUGAGCGGCGACGAGGUUGCCCACGUGCCCCAGGGGUGGGCCAAGAAGAAGCGCUCGCGCCGCCAGCGAUCGGAGGAGGAGAACCUCGCGCUCUGCCUCCUCAUGCUCUCCCGCGGCGGCAACCACCGCGUCCAGGCGGCGCCGCCGCUGGUCCCGUCCGCGGCGCCGGUCGCCGCGGAGUUCAGGUGCUCCGUCUGCGGCAAGUCCUUCAGCUCCUACCAGGCGCUGGGGGGCCACAAGACCAGCCACCGUGUCAAGCUGCCGACCCCUCCUGCUCCUCCUGCUGCUGCUGUCCCGGCAGCAGUGCCCCUCGUGGAGGUGGAGGCCCCCGCACCGCUCACCGUCAUCCCGCCGCCUCCAGUCGAGGUCGUCGUCCGUGAGCCGGCCACGUCAUCCACCGCCGCGUCCUCCGACGGUGCGGCGGCGUCGAGCAGAGUCCACAGGUGCUCCAUCUGCCACAAGGAGUUCCCAACCGGCCAGGCGCUCGGCGGGCACAAGAGGAAGCACUACGACGGUGGCGUCGGCGGCAGCAGCGCCGCGUCCACCGACGUCCUGGCGGCCACUGCCCCGGCGGCAACUGCUGAGACGUCCGAGGUGGGGAGCUCCGGAAACGGGAGCUCCGCCGCCCGCGCGUUCGACCUCAACCUCCCGGCCGUCCCAGAGUUCGUGUUCCGGUGCGGCAAGGCUGGCAAGAUGUGGGAGGAGGACGAGGAGGUGCAGAGCCCUCUCGCCUUCAAGAAGCCCCGCCUCCUUAUGACCGCGUGAGCCGCUGCGCGGAUCUCUCAACCGUCCAAGAUUUUGGUCUAGAUCAGCUGCUGCCAAGUUCGGUGGUGGAACACACUAUUCGUUCAUUCAUUCGUAUGGUGUCAGUAUUAUUGUUUGAUUUGUUGCUGCUCUUCUUGUACAGUACAGAGAGAGCUAGUUGUGAGAGAUGCAUAGUCAUCAUACACAUAGGUCGAUCUUCCUAUUCAUGGAAGCGUAUACUUGUAUCCUUAACUGUCAGUAUACUGUAGUUCAUACACACAUACUUCAUUCUCAUUAAGAGAUGAUUGAUGAAUUAGUGCUUUGUAACAUACAGUAAGCUUAUUAUAAAUGGAUUGGGGAUUAAUAUGGAAUCAGA
Molecule: messenger RNA, 1391 nt
Organism: Sorghum bicolor (sorghum)
Lineage: Eukaryota; Viridiplantae; Streptophyta; Magnoliopsida; Poales; Poaceae
Product: zinc finger protein 1
Exons: 1
Coding region: 161-1036 (291 amino acids)
Molecular function (GO): DNA-binding transcription factor activity
Source: RefSeq, a predicted model, not a curated record